This is a messenger RNA of Onychostoma macrolepis, 6791 nucleotides long. RefSeq names its product intermediate filament family orphan 2b (gene iffo2b). The transcript is spliced from 10 exons. Lineage: Eukaryota; Metazoa; Chordata; Actinopteri; Cypriniformes; Cyprinidae. Bases 443 to 1954 code for a protein of 503 amino acids. The record is from RefSeq and is a predicted model, not a curated record.
UGGCGCUGCUGCUGCUGGCGGCGGGGGCGGAGAGUGCGCUGCGGAUCUCCCUUUUUUAGGAGAAUGAAACUCGAUCCCGUCGCGCCGGUAGCGUCCGGUAUAAAACAGUCCAGCGGAAGAAGAGACUGUGAGAAUAAUAUCAGUGUGAUCGGAGAGUGUGGAGUUCACGAUCACCGAAAUGACUCGCAGAUCUCCAGAUGUCCAGGAGUUUCGGAAAUGAGCUGACACACAGACGCUGCACUCCGUUAUUCCUCUCGUUUCCACGGAGAACAUGAUGAGUCCUGGAAGGAUGGACAGAUAAUGACCGCACUGCUCGUUUCUAGUCAAUCGAUGAUACUUAGGGGCUUUUUUUACGCAUGAGUAGAAGACUGCACGGACGCACCAGCUUUGAAUCGAAGUCGUUAAAGCUCUAUUUUUAUUCUAUCUAUUUUUGUAUGAAAACAUGAGCUCCUUGUUGUUUGGAGAAGGUUUUUUGGGCGGCGUGGUGAGCGGUGCGCCGUCGGACGCGGUUCCCAGAGCUCUGCGCAACGACCUGGGAUCCAACAUCCAUGUCCUCAAGACCCUCAACCUGAGGUUCCGCUGCUUCCUCGCCAAAGUCCAUGAGCUGGAGAGAAGGAACAAACUUCUGGAGAGCCAGCUGAAGCAAGCCUCCGGUAAGCCGAGGCAUCAGGGCUUCUCCUUCACGCGUGAAGUCGCGGUCCAGACAGACUCUCCGGGCUCCAGACUUCCAGGCACCAUCUGGAGCUUUACGCAUAUUUUGAGACACGGAGAGCGCGUCAAGACUGUCCAGGGACCCGGAGUCACCUGGACCCAUCCGGAUGGGGUCGGGGUCCAAAUCGACACCAUCACCCCAGAACUGAGAGCCUUGUAUAACGUUCUGGCCAAAGUCAAACGGGAGAGGGAUGAGUACAAGAGAAAAUGGGAGGAGGAGCUUUCGAGAAGAGAACAGAUGGAGUCGAUGGUGCAGACGCUGCAGGAGAAUGUAAACGAAUCCGAAGCCAUUCAGGACGAGUUGAACGAGAAGGUCGAAAGACUGAAAGCUGAACUGGUGGUCUUCAAGAGCCUCAUGAGCGAUGCUGGCGGAUGCCGCCGCUCUAGAGCUGUAGAAAACCGGAGGAAAAUCCUGGACCUGAAACAAAUGUCCGACCUCGACACCAAGAUUCAGGAGAAAGCCAUGAAGGUGGACAUGGACAUCUGCAGGAGAAUCGACAUCACGGCCAAACUGUGUGACGUGGCUCAGCAGAGGAACUCAGAGGACAUGUCUAAGAUGUUCGUCAGUCCAUCCAGAGCACCAGCAGACAGGAUGGCUGUGGUGUGCAAAAAGAAGGAGAAGAAGCCAGUAUCAGAUGAGGAUAACUCAGAGAUGGAUGCAGAUCCCAGCACUUCGGAGGAGGAGGUCCCCUUCAACAUCACAGACGAGAUGAAACGCAUGCUCAACCAUCUACAUUGUUCAGAUAACUCAUUUGUUGCUAGGCGGGAGACGUUUGAGAUCGAUGAUGACUGUGACAGUUUGACGUGGGAGGAGAACGAUGAUACGCUGCUGUUAUGGGAGGAUUUCGCCAACUACAACGUGCCCCUCGGCCUUACUAACAACACCGCUGCCCUCGACUGCAACGGAGACGCACAAGAACCUGACUCCAGUCUGGGAAAUCUCAUCGACGAGACCGAGUCUCUUUUCAAGACCAGAGAGCAGGAAUAUCAGAAGACAAUUGGACAAAUCGAGAUGGAGUUGGCCACGGCUAAGAGUGACAUGAACAGACAUCUGCAUGAGUACAUGGAGAUGUGCAGCAUGAAACGAGGGCUGGACGUGCAGAUGGAGACGUGCAGGAGAAUGAUCAAGGGUGGCAGAAAUUCUCUUUCCAUUAGCUCAUCUGCGAGCAGUGACUCAGGGAACACUGACGAGAUACAAGACGAGUCGGACAAGGAUGGAGAGACGGAGGGGCCAAUCAGCUGAUACCUGCCCAGUCUGACCCCGCCCUCUUCCCCCCACCGAGCUCCAAUCAGCUCUCGGGCCUCCCAGCAAUCGGCCAAUGGUGUUACACUGAGGGACAGAGCCCACUCACACAAACCCCAAAUCCUGUAGGUGCUUUAAUGUCUCCGUGUCAGAGUGGGGUGUAGUUGCUGAGGGUUGUUUUUGUGCUUCGACAUCAAUAUGGAUGCGUCACAUGGUGCCACAGCUGUCACAGGACAGCCUAACUACGAAUCAGAUCAACCCCAGCCAAAAUACAUCAAUAUACCUGAUCAAACCUGAAAUCAAGUCCAUAUCUCGAUUAGAAACCGGAAAACGUUCACGCAACAUGAGUGAUAGAUAAGACUGAAAGCCAAUCAGAUCAAAACGGACUCCUGCGAUUGAACACUUCAGAAUGCUUUCCUUAAUAUUUGUGGCUUUUUAUUUUUCUAAAAACUAUUUCAGAAAUCAACAGUUUACUGCAGAAACAUUUUGGCCUUUUAAGCCCCGAAUCCAGUCGGCGAAUGUGGAACACAGAAAAAGCUCACGUUCUAUGCAAUCAGCCUUAUUUUGUGAUCUGUGUUUUCCCAGCUAACAAAACUAUGCUCUAAGAAUGUUUUGCUGACGUUCCCAGUUAGUUAUGUAAAUGUUAUUUAUGAAUGUUAUCUGAACAUCAAAAUGUUUUAACCCUCUGGUGCUCUUCAGUAUUUUUUUUACCCCAAGACUAUGUUUUGUGUUGAAUGCAUGUGUAAUAUGCAUCAUUUUUUUGUGAUAUCAACUUCAAAUUUGGAACACAACUUGUUUACAAUUAUGGCUUUGACUUUCUCACAGUUUUAAAGUAAAAUGUUUUGGAAAAUAUGUAAAUAUUAAAAUAUGUAAAUUAUAACAAUAAAGCUAAACAUCUAUAAUCUUUUUAAUUUCACCUUUUAAACUUCACAUCAGCGAUAAUCUGCAAAGCGUCUUUUUUAAGAAAGAGACCAAACUUAAGUCUAUGCUCCAAAGCAUUCAAAAUGUAUGACAGCUUUUCAUAUCUAUGCUCAAAAAGUGCUAAACAGGUAAAUAAAUGGAUUAUAACUACUACAAAAAUAUAAUUUAAUACCAUAAAAUCCCCUAAAAAUACAAAAUGUUAAAUAAAAAACAUUAAACUAAAAUAUAGUACAUUCAUUUUAUUGAAAUAAAAAUUUUGACUGACACACGAAGCACAUCAGAGGGUUAAAAAUGUUAUUUCCUUGUUUGAACAAACAAUCUACUGAAAAAAUGUUUGUUGAUAACUUUGAGAGAGCCUUGCCAGAACGUUAGCAAAACAUUUCCUAUUAGCUGUGUUUGAUUUGCCUUAUGUGAUUUUAUGUGUUGUAUACAAUGUUCACGUGUUAAUGUUUACGCACUUAAUGGCAGAAUCUGUGGAACAGUGUCCCAUCAUUCUGAGCGGCAACCAAUGAUGAUUGAAGCUUUUUCAAGAGUUACACACAUCAAUAUCUCAAACAUUAAAGAACUAUGUGCCUAUAUAUACAUUGCAGGUUCAUUUUGGAUGGCCUUACUGCAUUUCCACUUCUUUCUAAAGUUUGCACUCAUGAUAAUCAUGGGGGAAAUGAUCAUAUAUAUAUAUAUAUAUAUAUAUAUAUAUUGUUGAUUGUAUGGGGACUUUCAUGAUGUCAAAGCAUUUCUUUGUUAGGUUAUAUUGUCAGAAGAGUUUUCAGGUGGAGUUUUUGAUUGUAUAUAGACCAAGUUGGGUGUAUCUGAAAUUAUACCCAUGUCUAUAAAUAUAUGUAGAUGCAAAAGCAUAGGAUUAUGGCAUUGGAUAUUGCAUUGAAGCACUCAUGAUGGCCACUGUUCCAUACAGAUUCAGGUUUGUUUUCAUGGAUAUGGCUUAUAACAUUUCUGUAUCAAUGGGGUUUGUUAAUAUAAUGGUCUUUUUGUUUUCUUUUUUUUUGGCUUCUUUAUAUUUAGCGUUUUUAUCUUAUACGCUAUUGGUCAAAAGUUCGAAAGAAUUAGGAUUCUUAAUAUUUUUGAAAGAAGUCUCUCCUGCUCCUUAUUUGAUCAAAACACUAACAUAUGAAGCAGCACAAUUAUUUUCAACAUUGAUAAUAAUAAGAAAUGUUUCUUAAGCAUCAAAUCAGCAUAUUAGAAGACUGGAGUAAUGAUGCUGAAAAUUCACCAGAAUAAAUUACAUCAAAAUAUAAAUCAGUUAUUUUAAAUUGUAAUUGUAUUAUACAAUAUUACGGUUUUUACUGUAUUUUUGAGCAUAAGAGACUUCUUUCAAAAACACUAAAAAUAUCCCAGUUAUUCCAGACUUUUGACCAGUAGUGUACAUUCCUAGGUAAAAAAAAUAAAUAAAAUGUGUUCAUACAUAUUAUUUUAAACAUAUUUAAUCUGGGGAAAUUUGAUGGGUUUUAUUAAACUGAUCAGUGAUUUAAUUAUAAGCUCAAAUAGGUAAUUAUAAGCUCAAAAUAUGGUUGCAAAGGGUUUAAAAAAAAUUAUAGUAAAUAAGUUGGUGGGCAUAAGUUUUGUUUAAUCAUUUAGCUAAAACAUAAUUUAGCUAAAAAAUUGAUAUCAUAUCUGAUCAAAUCAUCUGUAAAUUUUGCUAUUUAGUUUGUGUAUUUGAUUUCCUAACUUAUGAAAGACUGGACAAAAUCUGGCUUUUGAAUUUUAUAAAAAUAUAAAAUUCAUUUGAUUUUAUAAUGUUCAGGGUAUCUGGGGCUAAUUUGAAUGCUUUUCCCUGAAAAAAUGAAACAUGCACUUAAGAGUCUUCACCUUUUCAAACACUGUUGGUCUACUUUUUAUUGUUUAUGGUGAAAAUCAAGCUAAUUUUAGUCUGCAUCUGAACCCAUAACAUGGACCAGAUGUCUCUUCUCAAAAUCGAUUUUAUGGUUUUUGAAAAAAUAGGAAAAGGUACAAGUAUUACCACACAAAAUCAUAUUCUGCAAUAGGAAAAGUAUAUGUUACAUGUUUUCUGAAUUAAUUUCUAUUGUGUUUAUGAUGUUUUAUACAAAAACGUUACAAUGAUAUCUAUAAAGUAUUUGGUAAGUAUGACCUUGAAUAUUGUAUUCAGAAGGAACAUACUGAAACUGGAUGAGAAAGUAAUGCUGUCAUCAUGCUUGUGUUUUUGUCAUUUUAAGGAAAGCACAAAAUGGCAGCAAAUGUAGGUUAAAGUUUCUGUAAAACAUGAAACUGUAGUGAUGGGGUCAUGUAGCGCUAACUAGCAUAAGCAUCAAGCCAGAAACAUACUCAGUGAAAUUGAGUUUGUGUAGCAUUUGACAUCACAGACUUGCAUAGAGUAUUUUUCAGGCCAAACAUUUUGUCUUCACAUCAAAUAUGCUGUUCUUCUUAACCCUUGUGCUUUACCUAACUUGGUGUUUCCAGUCAAAAAUGUCUUUUGCCUUUUAAAAACUGCUUGUAAAUCUUUCAUUAUGCUCUACUAUCACCAGCGCUGGGUAGAUUACUGUAGUCCAUAACUGAUUACAAAUUACAUAACGGAAACAAUCUGUUGGAUUACACAUAUUAAGUAAUGUAUUCUGAGUACUUUUGGAUAAUUUUUGAUUACUUGUGACCUAAUAUUUUCCAUUCUUUGUUAUCAACAUCAAGAAGUGCAUUAAACAUUACGCCAAGGCUUUCCAGGCUAUUUAUGCAAUCAUGUAAUCCAUAAAAAAGUAACUGUAAUCUGACUAUGGGCAUUUUAAAAUAUAAUAUAAUCUUAUUAUAAGUACUUAAUUUUUGGAAUCUGAUUAUGUAAUCCAGAUUACAUGUAAUCAGUUACUACCCAGCAUUGAUUAUCGCCACAUCUUGGAUUCAGUCUGUUUGUGAACUUGUUUUCUUUCAAUUAACUAAGCUUUUUGGAAGUGACUGGUCAUCUGAGUUUAUUCACAUCAGUUUGUGAGUGAAAAAAGCAUUAUUUGUGAGUAAUUUUGCCAAUAUUCGCUCAAAAACUGAAGUGCAUAAUCUUAUAUGUGUUCUAAUUAAAUGAAAACAAGUUGAUAAAAAGAUUGAAUACAAUAUCUGGUGAUAAUAAAGCAUUACAAGAAGAAAUUUAUAAGGAAUUUUUUGUAGGCUUGUCAUUUUUAAUUGGGAAAAAAUACCAAAAAAAGUACACAAAUUAUCAACUAAUUUUUGGGAGGUUGUUAUACCACAUCUCUGGACAAAAAUGUACCAAUUUUGAUUACAAUGCAAAAACAUUAAAUAGGAUUUUCAGGAAAAAGAAAAUCCUCUCUGGGUUAAAAUGACUGGAACACAAUGGGUUAAGAAUGCUAAAUGUUUUGCAUUCGCUUAUCACAUCAAGAUUUGCCUUUACCAAUGAAUGUACAGAAUACCACAUGAGGUCAUGAGUAGAAAAUGUUAUUUAGUUCAUGAGACACAACAUAAAUUGGAUGUUUUGAUCACAUGACCAUUGGGUUUCAACCAUAUGAGGUCUUUUCUGCAGAUUUUGACUGUUCUGAUCUGGACUGAAGUGGGGUUUUGCCCAUACGCCAAGCUGACUACACAAUAACUUUGCACAAUUACUUUCAAAAUGAAUAUGGAAUUUCUAAUGCAGCAUAAAACACCAGUUCAUUAGACCCCCGUCAUCGUACCAGCAUCAGCGAGUUUUACUGAAAGCCUAAAAAUUUUCAGUUUCUGACUUUAGCAACAUCUGUGGCCUGAAUCCUUCUCAUAGCACUGUUUAUUAUCUUUAUUUUUAUGAUAUUUACUUUGACAUCUGAAAUGAUCAGUACAUUACCAGUACAUUAGAACAUUUAUAUGUUGUCUUUGUUAUUUGUUUUUGCUGCAAAUGAAUUUUCCUGGUGUGUGAGCUACUGGUGUAUGUUUCAAAGUAAUGAAUGUAAUUGGUGCUGGGGUCAAAAAAAAAAAAAUA